AUGAGUUUCAAGUGCUAUAAAGAUAAAAUAGACGAAGGAGAUACAGUUAUUCUCUAUCUCAGUAAUAAUCUUCAUGCAAUUGAAGUACAAACAGAAAUAAAAAAUAAAAAAGGCGAAAUGGUGGAGAAUGUUUUUCAAACAACUUUUGGUGCCCUAAAAGUUAAAAAUCUCAUUGGAAUCGAGUAUGGUAGCAGAGUAGAACUAUCCAAAGGCUGGGGCCAUGUUAUUCAACCAACACCUGAACUGUGGUCGCUUACAUUGCCACACCGAACCCAAAUUAUUUACACACCAGAUAUAAGUAUGAUCCUGUUACAACUUGAUCUAGUUCCUGGUGCCAUUGUUAUAGAAGCUGGCACUGGCAGUGGAUCACUGACUCACGCGUUGAUAAGGCGUGUACGUCCAAAUGGUCAUGUCUACACCUUUGACUUUCAUGACCAUCGUGCUAAAUUGGCGCGAGAGGAGUUUGAAUCGCACGGCAUUGCUGAUUUUGUUACGGCGCAACACCGUGAUGUGCUAGAGCAAGGUUUCGGAGCGGAUCUAAGUGGGAAAGCCGAUGCGGUUUUCCUUGAUCUACCAAAACCGUGGGAUGGGGUACCACAUGCAGUGGACGCUUUUAAACAAGAAGGUGGCCGCUUCUGUUCCUUCUCGCCGUGCAUAGAACAAGUCCAAAGAACUUGCGAAACACUCGAGCAACAUGGCUUCCAAGAUAUAAGUACCAUGGAAGUACUCCAAACUGAACUUAAAGUUAGCAGAAGGACGGUCUCUGUGCGGGAUUUGUCUUUCUUGAAACAUAAGAGUGUCGAUAAUCCAGUAGAAGAAAAACCGUCGAGUGACAAGAGCUACGUGGUAGGUGCCUGGCCAGCAUCGACGCCCGGUCACACCGGGUAUCUCACUGUCGCCACUCUGCCGCCCGCGUUUCUUAGAAAAGCAACCGUAAAACCUGAGAACGGAAAAUCGGCCCCGACCGAAGUCAUCGAAUUGAAAAGUGAUUCUGAGAGUGGUGAAGACAAGUUAGUUGUCGACGAAGGUUAA
This is a messenger RNA of Leptosia nina, 1032 nucleotides long. NCBI's taxonomy places the organism in Eukaryota, Metazoa, Arthropoda, Insecta, Lepidoptera, Pieridae. The record is from the annotation of a GenBank genome assembly.